Molecule: messenger RNA, 1668 nt
Organism: Alnus glutinosa
Lineage: Eukaryota; Viridiplantae; Streptophyta; Magnoliopsida; Fagales; Betulaceae
Product: tryptophan synthase beta chain 1-like
Exons: 5
Coding region: 92-1462 (456 amino acids)
Biological process (GO): L-tryptophan biosynthetic process
Cellular component (GO): cytoplasm
Molecular function (GO): tryptophan synthase activity
Source: RefSeq, a predicted model, not a curated record
AGAAGCACACGUUCAUUUCCAAGAAGUUCAACAAACACCCAAGAAAAUUAACGAUCUUAUACCUUUCUCACUCGUACGUACGUACACAAAAAUGGCUUGCAAUAUGCGAACUGAUCUGCUUGCUGGACAUUUGAUCGGUAAGAGAAGAACCGGUGAUGCCUCGGUGGUUCGUGCAGUACUUGUUGAUCGCAAAACAAUUGUUAAGAACAUCCUGGGGUCGAGCAAUUUGAUCAUCAGGACAUUGACAAAGCCGCAGGUUGAAACUGUUGAAAGGGAUGUCAGUAAAGGAAGAUUUGGUAGGUUUGGGGGGAAGUACGUCCCAGAGUCAUUGAUGACUUGUUUGGGCGAGCUUGAAGCCGAAUUCAACUCGGCUCUCCGUGAUACCGAGUUUCAGGCAGAGCUAGCAACAGCGCUAAGAGACUACGUUGGGAGGGAGACGCCGCUAUACUUUGCCCAACGGCUCACGAAUUACUACAAGAACAGUAAGGGAGAAGGGCCGGACAUAUAUCUAAAAAGAGAGGAUCUCAGCCAUGGUGGUGCACACAAGAUCAACAACGCCAUCGCUCAAGCAAUGAUUGCCAAACGCAUGGGCCGGAAAAGUGUUGUGGCAGCCACUGGUGCCGGGCAGCAUGGUGUCGCAACAGCUGCUGCAUGUGCCAAACUUGCUUUGGAGUGUACCGUCUUCAUGGGCACCAAAGACAUGGAGAAACAGUCUUCUAAUCUGCGCUUGAUGAAGCUGCUGGGUGCUCAGGUUAAAUCCGUGGGUGGAAAUUUUAAGGAUGCAACGUCGGAGGCCCUCCGGGAUUGGAUGGGAAACCUAGAAAGCAGCUACUUCCUGACAGGGACAGUGGUGGGGCCUCAUCCACUUCCAAGCAUGGUCCGGGAAUUUCAAUCAGUGAUCGGAAAAGAAACAAGGAGGCAAGCAAUGGAGAGAUGGGGUCACAAGCCUGACGUACUGCUUGCCUGUGUAGGGAGUGGCUCUAAUGCGUUGGGUUUGUUCCAUGAAUUUGUUAAAGAUAAAGAUGUGAGGUUGAUUGGAGUUGAAGGGGCUGGAUUUGGCCUGGAAAGUGGCGGCCAUUCUGCCACUCUGGCUAGAGGUGAUGUGGGAGUUUAUCAUGGAGCCAUGAGCUAUCUGUUGCAAGAUGAGGAAGGCCAAAUUGUACGGCCACACUCUAUUGGUGUAGGGCUUGAGUACCCUGGGGUUAGCCCGGAGCUGAGCUUUCUUAAAGACACAGGACGUGCAGAGUUCUACACUGCCACGGAUGAGGAAGCUCUAGAUGCAUUCCAACUUUUAUGCAGAUUGGAAGGUAUAAUUCCAGCAUUGGAGGCCUCUCAUGCAUUGGCGUUUCUUAAUAAACUUUGCCCUACUUUGCCCGGUGGCACAAAGGUUGUAGUAAAUUGCAGUGGGCGUGGAGAUAAGGAUGUAGAGACGCUCUUCAACCACAAAUUUCACUCAAUGUAGCCUGUUCCCAAUACUUGCAAACGUAUGUAACACUGGAAAAAUAAGCCCCUUGGAAAAUCUGAAUAAUUAGGAAUCUAUGUUUUAGUGCUUAGAAAAUCUGAAUAAUUAGGGGUACAUGUUUUAGUGCUGGAAAUGCUUGGAAUUAGUUGAUACAACACUAUCGAUUGAUAUCCUCACUUUCAGAUAAUGUAAGUGCUUUAAUCCAA